AUGGCGAGUGGCUUGGCUGGCAAGGUGCGUCGCAGCACUGAGUCGGAUGAAUUUGACCUCAGCGGCUAUGACCAGGCUCGUUGCAAUGAGUUGGCCAAAGCCUGUUUCGGUGAGCCCUUUCCGCUGAAGGAGAUGGUGAGAAUUUCCUUCGUCGUGGGCGGUGGCAAGUUGGUGCGACAGAAAUACUCAGAUGAUUUGCCCAAGUUUAUGGUCAAUGCCCUGGGAGCCAUCGGAUUCCAGGAGGACAAUAGCGCCACCGUGGAGGCGGGAAGUGCCGGAAAGUUCAAGUAUCAUCACGAUACGAACAAGAACCUGAAGUUUGUGCAUGUCUUUCCAAAGAUUGCUGAGGCGCCCGCACCCGAGCAGCAAGCUGAUGAGGGCCUGGCGGGCCCCCGUGUGUUGAAGACACCGGAGGAGCUGCUGCUGGAGAGUGAAGAAGCAGAUUUCACUCGCUUCCUGCAGACGCACCUGGUGACCUAUGCACAGAAGCGAAAAGCCUUGGAACUUCUGAAGCAGCGCAUCGCGGUGUUGGAGGAGAUCGAGCUGAAGCUCUCGCGGCUGGAACGCCUCAGUGAUGAGGAGCAACAACUCUUCGAAGGCAUCGGCUCGGAGGACCUACGGCAAAAGGUGAAGCAGGUGAAUCUGGAGCUGCAAGCGAUGGUGGAAGCGAAUCGUCUCAGCAGUGCUGAAAAGAGCGACUGCCUCGAAGAGUUGGAGUCGAAAAUGGCUCAAGUGCAAGAGGAGAUCGCCAAGGCCGAGGCUGAAGGAAAGGCCAAGAAAGUACAGGCCCUGGCGAAGCCGUUGGAAGUGUUAAAAAGUACCCACCUGCAGGUGAAGGCGGCAGAUCCAGUCAGCCUGCCUCCGCUGAAGAAUGGGGACAAGAUCCGACAACUUCGACAAAAGUUAGGGGAACUGGAGAGGUUGGAGAAGGCUACCAAGACAAAAGGACACGCAUCCAUUGAUGAGCUGAAGAGGCUCGGCGAGCGCCCCGAGUUGGAAGAAGCGGCGCUGGAGUUGGAACGUCGUGCCCGUGGCUGGCUGGAAAGCGACGAGGUCUUUGAACAGCGACUGGAAGCAAAUCUGCGCGUCGGCAGAGCAGCGCCGCGUGGCGCUGGUGGUUACAACGUUGUGAGUGGAGGUGCAAAACCGGCCACAGCCAAAGCGAAAUCGACGGGGACGCGCAAUGCGUUUGGGGCCUUGGGGUGACAGCGGAAACCGUG
Messenger RNA from Cladocopium goreaui, 1220 nucleotides. Lineage: Eukaryota; Dinophyceae; Suessiales; Symbiodiniaceae. The record is from the annotation of a GenBank genome assembly.